AUGAAGGCUGGAGUAGCUGCUCUCACAGCCGGGAUCCUCGGCGGCACCGGCGUGUUGCUCUUCCUUAUCGCUUUUGGGACGGAUUACUGGCUUCUGGCUACAGAGACCUGCGGCGUCUUUGAGCAUGGGAAUAGCACCCUGCAGACCAGGGAGGCUGAAACGCCAACAGAGGUCAGGAAGGAGAUCCUCACUUUCCACCAUGAGGGCUUCUUCUGGCGGUGCUGGUUCUUUGGCAAGGGCCACCCGGAGACCAUCUGGACCUUCUGGUACACCAGCCAAGCACACCCCAAGUUCUGCAUGCAUGGCUACCUCUUUCCCAUGCCCAUCGCUCUCGGACCUUUCCCCCAUCCUUCCUACGACACAACCGCAGUGUACAGAGGCUUCUGGACGGCGUUCAUCAUGCUGGCCGUCGCCGCCGGGCUGGUGGGAGGGCUGCUGCUGGUGUGCGGCGUGCCCUUCGUCAGCCCCCGGUCCUACAAAGUUGGAGGCGGAUUCCUCCUCGCCUCGG
Molecule: messenger RNA, 508 nt
Organism: Balearica regulorum gibbericeps (East African grey crowned-crane)
Lineage: Eukaryota; Metazoa; Chordata; Aves; Gruiformes; Gruidae
Source: RefSeq, a predicted model, not a curated record